AUGAAUACGAAGAAGACUGGCUGGACAGACUUGAGGGCGACGAUUUUGAGAACAUAAAAAGAGACCUCAUAGAAAUGGUACCACUGUCUGGUUUAGAUAUCUGUCAAUACAACAUCUUGCUGCUUGGCGCUGUUGGAGCAGGCAAAUCUUCGUUCAUUAACACAUUAUCGACAGUGUUUACAGGGAAGGUCGAACCAAUUGCCCAGUUCAGACAAUCUGUAUCGAGCGUCACAACUAAGCUAAAGAAAUAUGAUCUCAGGUCUGCAAAUGAUGACACAUUGAAAUUACGCAUUUUCGACAUUAGAGGAUUUGAAAGUAAAAGAGAGAAUGACAAAGAACUUGAACUUUUAAUAGAUGGACGGAUACCUGAAAACUAUCAAUUUCCAGACACGGUCAACCCAGAUGAUAUAAAAGAAAGACCAAAUCCAACAUUUAAUGACAAAAUACAUUUAAUCUGUUUUGUGGAAGGAAAUUCUGACUAUGAAAAGCUCUCCACUGAUUUAAAGGAACGAUUACUCAGAAUCAACCAGGUUAUCUGUAAUACAGGUUAUAUGUUACACGAAUGAAAUAAAUUAUUGUGCUUGAGUACUAUGUCUUAACUAAUGUUAACAAUUUUGUAAUUAUAUCAAUAUUUACAAAUAAUUUAUUUCUUAUUAGAAUCUCGAUCACCUUGUUACCGACCAAUAAAGCUAACCGCUUUAUCAUGGCUUGUAUGUGACUUCUAUUUGAGUGUACUAAAAUGGGAAUAUACUACUCACAAAUUACAAUUUAUUACCCGUUAACAAGUUCUCAACCCAACAACCAAUGCGAACUUUGCUUCUUUGUGCGAUCGGAUCGGAUGAUGUUUACAACACUUCUUGGCAACUUCUACUGCACAAUGUACUAUCACUAUCGCGCAAACACGGUGCAUAUACGAGGUUUUACGAUUCUUUUGCGACUUUAAAUACGCUAUUGGAAUAUGAACAUUAAGCAAGUCUUUAGCGGUCUAAACACGGUCCAUACACGACCAGGUGUGAUAAUGAAUGUUAACAGUAUCAUUCAUCAUUCACUCCUCUUUCGAAAGUUCAACGCUACCAAUUCAGUCAUGGUCAAAUUGAUGUUAAAAGGUCAAGAUUGGUACUAACUAUUAAAGUAGAACAUUUUGAGUGCUUUUCUGUCUAUGAAAGUCUUAUAUAAUUUAUGAUUUGGCCGGUCUGCUUUAGUAGAAAUCAGUUUAAUUGUAAGCUAAACGGUGCAGUUGAAAAAUGAAUAUUUGUGUUUGGAAAGUGCGUAUGUACGUAAAGAUGUCGUGUAUCGUUAUAGCUGGCAUGAUUUGUCGGACAAACGAAAGUGAGAGUGGGAAUCAUGAGAUCAAUCAUCAAUAACAUUCAAUGUACACAUUAAAUACUCGCGUAGUGGUCGUGAUACAUGCGUCUUGAAUAUUAAUUUUUGCGAAUCAGUAUGUUUAAAUGAUAUGCAAUAAUUGUGAAAUAAAUAUAUAUUUCGUGUCGGGACCGUGCAUAGACAAAACGAUCAAAAAGAGAACAGUUUAU
Ruditapes philippinarum (Manila clam) is the source of this 1532-nucleotide messenger RNA. Its product is annotated as interferon-induced protein 44-like. Gene Ontology annotation, molecular function: GTP binding. The record is from RefSeq and is a predicted model, not a curated record. The transcript has 4 exons. NCBI's taxonomy places the organism in Eukaryota, Metazoa, Mollusca, Bivalvia, Venerida, Veneridae. The coding region runs from base 75 to 566 and encodes 163 amino acids.